Molecule: messenger RNA, 804 nt
Organism: Penicillium coprophilum
Lineage: Eukaryota; Fungi; Ascomycota; Eurotiomycetes; Eurotiales; Aspergillaceae
Exons: 1
Coding region: 1-804 (267 amino acids)
Source: RefSeq, a predicted model, not a curated record
AUGCUGCUCCCAUCCGCCCUCCCAUGCGAUGUGCGCCGGUCGUCUCGCUUCACUCCCAGUCGCCCAUUCUCAACACCUCCCCCAUCCGACACAGGAUACCAAUCGGGCAACGGUCUCCUUGGCACCUGCCGCGCACUGCAAUCUCUACUCAACAGAUCGCCCACUCCGUCAUUGCGAUCAGCGAAGACCCAACGACUCCAGAGCCCCCUCCCCCUCAACACACCCCGUCGCUCGCCGCGAUCGCACAAGGCCGCGCGACCCGUCUCUCCUAGACAAACACCACCACCUAGACCCGUCGCUCUCACACCCCCGCCUCCUCCAUCUGCACCCGCGCGUGGCGCAAACAAGCGCCGCCGCGACAUUCUCGAUGACGAUGACAGCGACGUGGAGAUGAGUCGACGCAACCGCUUCGCGACUCCCAAACGCCGCCGUCACGUUCCCUACAAUAUGCCUCUUGGCCUUUCUUCCACAGACUUCUACUCCCUACACUCUCCUCCUGUCACCCAAUCCCCUCCCUCUCCUCCUCGUCGCCGGGUGGACUACGACAUCUCGGCUGACCCACGCAUCGACCCAGACGCGCCUCUGCCUUCCAUCGAGGUGACAGAGGAUUGUGCUCCUUCGGCUCCACAAGACUGGACCGCCGAAGAAGAUCAACACCUGAUCGAGCUGGUCCUCGAGAAAUUUCGUCUCUCCCAACAAGAAUGGGAUGAGUGCGCGCGCCAAAUAGGUCGCAGCCACGCUGGGCUCAGAUGGCAGUCCCUCGUUGGCGAGGGUCGUGUCGGGCUGCGCCCGCGUCAGCGUUGA